CAAUAUUUCAUCACUACUCAUCAAGUGUAAAGGCAUAUAUAGGAUAAAGAAAAGUAAAGUUAUUUAGGCAAUAAAUAUAGGAAGUGAUGGCAAACAAGUUGUGCAUAGUUAUUCUUUGUCUUGCUUUAGUAGUGGUUCAUGCCACAGCAUCAAGAGACAUGCCAAGUGACAAUGGUCUUUAUGACCAAAAGAAUGUUUUCGUUGGCGCUGGUGGUAUCGGUGGCAUUGGCAGCAAUGGCUUGCCUUUUGGUGGAGUUGUUAGUGGAGUAGGUGGGAAUGUUGGUGGAUUUGGUGCUGGAAUUGGUGGUGGAGCUGGAUUUGGUGGAGGAAUGGGGGGUGGUGGACUAGGAGGACUAGGUGGUAUUGGUGGCGAUGUUGGUGGUGGUGGUGCAGGAAGUCUUCCACUUCCAUGAAGAUUAAUAUUAGUUGAAGUUUAAUUUGUAUCAUGCAUAUUGUUUGGUUUUAGUAUUAUGGCUAGUGUGAGAAAUUAAAAGAGUGAUUUUUUUUUCUUUUCUUUUUGUUGCAUGUUUGGUUUCAUUCAUAGUGUAAUGUUAUGUGUUUUUUCACGUGUUUAAUGUAAUGUAAUUUGUUGCACUUGUAAUGCUUUUUUCUCUCUCA
Messenger RNA from Solanum lycopersicum (tomato), 618 nucleotides. Its product is annotated as glycine-rich cell wall structural protein 1-like. NCBI's taxonomy places the organism in Eukaryota, Viridiplantae, Streptophyta, Magnoliopsida, Solanales, Solanaceae. The record is from RefSeq and is a predicted model, not a curated record.